GUGAGCUGAUAUCGUAUUUAUUAUUUAACCGUGUGGUGUGUCCGCCGUGUCCGGGUUAAUUUAAUAAUUGAAAAGUAAUAGUUAAUACUGUUGAUUAUUAAUUAAUUUCACGUCGGACGUGUGAUCACCAGAUAUUUGCUAUUUUGCACACUUGUUACUUCAAUGGCUGAUUGUGAGAAACGGUUAAUGAAACAAUUUCUGGACGGAAUUGAAACAACUGAAUUAUGCAAAAUUGUCCGAUCAGUCUACCAUGGUGGUGGAGUCACAACAAAUACCCGGGAAGAUGCUGAAUUGUUACUAUUGUCUCAACCUUAUGUGCGAGUAUUGUCCAGUAAAAAAGUACCAAUAACUAUGUUGUUGAAGUUUUUAAUUUCAAAAGGUUUAAUACCUACUACUGAUAUGACAAAAGCAGAUUUAUGUUUGGCGUUUAAGUCAUUACUUGAAAAUCAACCAGAUUAUAUCAGACCGCCAGCACAAUCAAUCCAAAUGUCUGUCCCUAAUAAUAUGCUCGCAAUAUCUCAGAACAAUAAUAUGAUGCAUACUCAACCAUAUCAAGCAGCUGUUCAACAGAUGCCUAUGUCAAUGCCAACACCAAUUAAUAUGGCACUGGAACCCAAUUCAAAAUCUCGAAAAGAACGUGAUAACGAGUUACUAGAAGAAUUCAUUGAAAUGUUUGCUAAACAUUUUUAUGAUUUAUUAAAUGAUCUUGGUAUUCCAGGAAAAAAUCAAUUAGACACCCGUCAUUUUUAUGAAAAUUGUACAAUGUCAUUAAAAAUUCUUGGUGGUAGCAACGAAAUCAGUGAGAGUUGUGAAGAUUCUACAUCAAUAUUGCAAUGUUUGUUAGGUGUCAAGAAAGAACACCAACUAUUUUUUUCACCACAUUUAAGCGAUGUAAAAUGGAAAAAAGAAUCGCACGGUUUAGUUAAAGUGCAUAUUGGUGGUACACUUCAUCAAGGUGUUGGAAGAAUGGUUGGAAUGUUUGAACAGCAAUUCAUACUCAGAGAAGAUCCUCAAGCAGAAAACACAUGGAAAAUUCUUAACACAAAUUUUAUGAUGAAGAGUAUGGAUUUAAUAACAUCUGGACCUACUUUAAGCAUACAAGGACCCUGCCAAACCAACCAAUUACAAAUUGAUAAUGUUUAAUUAUGCUGUUAAUAUAUUGGAUAAAUUACUUGUACAAAGCUAAUUUUUGUUCUUUGCUUCAAUUUAAAUAAUCCAAAUAUAUGAAAAUACGUAAAAUGUAA
Molecule: messenger RNA, 1244 nt
Organism: Rhopalosiphum padi (bird cherry-oat aphid)
Lineage: Eukaryota; Metazoa; Arthropoda; Insecta; Hemiptera; Aphididae
Exons: 3
Coding region: 163-1143 (326 amino acids)
Source: RefSeq, a predicted model, not a curated record